Labrus mixtus (cuckoo wrasse) is the source of this 2572-nucleotide messenger RNA. RefSeq names its product SMAD family member 6b (gene smad6b). NCBI's taxonomy places the organism in Eukaryota, Metazoa, Chordata, Actinopteri, Labriformes, Labridae. Bases 737 to 2212 code for a protein of 491 amino acids. The record is from RefSeq and is a predicted model, not a curated record. Gene Ontology annotation, molecular function: I-SMAD binding; transcription regulator inhibitor activity. Gene Ontology annotation, biological process: SMAD protein signal transduction; anatomical structure morphogenesis; BMP signaling pathway. The transcript is spliced from 4 exons. Gene Ontology annotation, cellular component: heteromeric SMAD protein complex.
GAGAGAGAGAGAGAGAGAGAGAAACUGAGAAAGAAAAGCAUCGGUGCUGCAGUUUGGUUUAGAUCUGAGUAUCUGAGUAGAGAAGCUGGAGAGCGAUUCAGCCCCGGAUGUUUCCUCGUGUAAUUUCACUCACCUCGCACGGAUACUUUGCCGGGAUUGUAAAGAGAAUAAAGAAGUGUUCUGUCCCAUCGAGAAGACGACAAGGAUCCUGACUUCCAGUGCAGUUACGUGGGAUUAAAUGGUCUCGAAGUACCUCAUGCCCUGCGUGCCGGUGUAGAAAGUAGAUUCGAGGUUGUUAAAAGUCCCAAACUGUUUCUGGCUGCAAGUUGUCGUCUCGGAUUGAAAGCUAUAACUCUGGAUUAUUACUUAAUCUACCAUGUUAUGUUAUUAGUAGGAUAGUUUUGUAACUAUAUAAACAUAUUCCACAGCGAUCCUGGAUGCUAAGCCGUUGUUCCACUCGCUUGGUUAGGCUAUUUAAAGUGCAUUUAUUAAAUGAAUGCAUUUUGAUCGGAAUGCUGCCGUACAUUUACUGCUCGGUUUUGUUGUUGUAGAAGCGACUAAAGAGUGGGCUUCUCAGUCUGAUGUUGCGGUUUUGCCACCAAUGCUCGUCAGUUGGCUGUGCAUGCAUUGCACGGCAUUUCAAAGACAUUAAUGUUUUGCAACGACCGCAGAAGCGUCUGUAAUAUUCGGAUAUCCGUAAAAAAUAAAACCAUCUAAUAGAUUUUCAAGUUGUCGUAUGUUCAGGACGAAACGCUCAGGUCUUGUGCGGCGACUCUGGAGAAGCCGUUUGAUCCCAGAUACCGAAGGAGAAGAUGGAAAUGGCCAAACUAGUGAGGGCUGUGGGGACGAUCUGUUCGGAAACAACCCAGAGAAAAUUCCCAAAACGGAGUUCAGACCGAUGACCCCUAGCGGGUCUCUAGUAGGGGACACAGGGGGUGUUUGCAGCCGGAUCCCCGCGGAGAGCUGCGGCUUGGGGGUCACAUCGGACCAAGAUGGGGGCGCAGGCUGCGUUCAGGAGCAGGGAAGCCCCCGCUCCGUGCAGGACAGAGAAUGCAGGACAGUGACAUGCUGCUUAUUCAAAGACCGGGACCACGCCGAGCUCAGGGGUCCAGACACGGCUCAGGGUUACAGGGAUCCCGGGUCGUGUCACUUCGUGCUAAGGGGCCUUGGGCCGCGGGAUUGCGGGUCUCCUGAGGCACCGGAGGCGAUGCCACGGACCGUGUUGGAGCAAGAACUGAAAGCAGCCACAUACUGUCUUUUAAAAAAGCUUAAGGAAAGGUCGUUGGAUACGUUACUGGAGGCAGUGGAGUCCAGAGGGGGGAUGCCGAGCGACUGUGUUAUGAUAUCCCGGACAGAGUUGAGGUUGGGCGGCCAUGUGGCCCCCCCACAGCUGCUUGUAUGUAAACUGUACCGCUGGUCCGACCUCCAGCACCUUGCCCAGCUCAAACCGCUCUGUGAGUGUAAGAGCUUUGGGGUCCCGGACAGUCCAACAGUGUGCUGCAACCCCUAUCACUACAGCCGGCUCUGUGGGCCAGAGUCACCUCCACCUCCUUAUUCGAGGCUUUCCCCUAAUGAAGAACACAAGCCACUGGAUCUGUCAGACUCUACAUUGUCUUACACUGAAACUGAGGCAGCCAGCUCACCAAAUAUCACACCAGGGGAAUUCUCAGAUGCCAGUAUGUCACCUGAUGUCCCUAAGCAGAGCCACUGGUGUAACGUGGCAUACUGGGAGCACCGUACACGUGUGGGACGCCUCUACACAGUGUACGAGCACUCUGUCAGUAUCUUCUAUGAUCUACCUCAGGGCACAGGCUUCUGCCUGGGCCAGCUCAACCUGGAGCAUCGCAGCAGCACCGUUCAGCGCACGCGAGGCAAAAUCGGCUACGGCAUCCUCCUGAGCAAAGAGUCCGACGGCGUUUGGGCGUAUAACCGCAGCGAGCACCCCAUUUUUGUGAACUCCCCUACCCUGGACGUGCCUAACAGCAGAACUCUGGUGGUGCGAAAGGUGAUGCCAGGGUUCUCCAUUAAGGUGUUUGACUAUGACCGAUCAUGCCUCCUGAGGCACACCACAGACACUGACCUCCUGGACGGACCUUACGACCCCAACAGUGUGCGAAUCAGCUUUGCUAAGGGCUGGGGUCCCUGUUACUCCAGACAGUUCAUCACCUCCUGCCCUUGCUGGCUGGAGAUCCUCCUCAACAACCACAGAUAACACAAACGGACCCACAAACUAUCCCAAAUAUCAUCUACCUAGAUUUAAUAUAAAGUUUUAUAUAUUAUAUGAAAUAUAUAUUAUACUUGUAAAUACGGAGUCAUUUUUACAAUGUAAUUAUUUAUGUAUUGUGCAAUGUGUGUAUGGACAAGAGGAAAAAAACGGAAAAUGCACUUUGGCUUAUAUAUAUUAUAUAUAUAAAUAUAUAUAAAGAUAAAGAAUCUUUCAAUACCAACUUGAGAAAUUAUAAAGCAAAAUUAGGAUGAGUCUGGAUUUGGUGUAUAGUUUUCAUAUACUAUUAAUAUCCAGACAAAAAGCUAACACCAUUCACACAUUGAUAAUAAAGUAUUCGCAUAUUAA